Salvelinus sp. IW2-2015 is the source of this 1527-nucleotide messenger RNA. Its product is annotated as protein lin-28 homolog A-like. Gene Ontology annotation, molecular function: zinc ion binding; mRNA binding. The record is from RefSeq and is a predicted model, not a curated record. Gene Ontology annotation, biological process: pre-miRNA processing. NCBI's taxonomy places the organism in Eukaryota, Metazoa, Chordata, Actinopteri, Salmoniformes, Salmonidae. Gene Ontology annotation, cellular component: nucleus; cytoplasm.
UCACAUGGUGGGCUGGACUGAAAAGGUGGGGGUUGAUAUUAGAGGUAUAGGAGAGUCAGAGGGGGCUCGCUCUCCGUAUUGUACAAGAGACCAGGAGAAAGAAAAUACAAUAUUUUUCAAAGAGGGAUUACUGAAAAACGUGCUUGUUGACGAUACAACCAGCGUUUAUUGCCUGAUUCUUCUGGAGUUGUAGGAGACCCAGGAACCCCCCAAACCAUGGCAGAAGGGGGCUGUGCAAAAAACGAAGAGGAGGAAGCCACUGGCUCGGAGGAGGAUCUGGGUUCGUCUCGUGGCAGCGGCGUGUGUAAAUGGUUCAACGUCCGGAUGGGUUUCGGGUUCCUGUCCAUGACCAACAGAGAUGGGACACCGCUCGAGGAGACUGUCGAUGUAUUCGUUCAUCAGAGCAAGCUGCACAUGGAGGGCUACCGCAGCCUGAAGGAGGGCGAGGCGGUGGAGUUUACCUUCAAGAAGUCGUCUAAAGGCCUAGAGUCUGUCACGGUGACGGGGCCAGGGGGAGCACAGUGUGUGGGCAGUGAGAAGAGACCUAAGGGGCAACAGAAACGACGCUCCAAGGGGGACAGAUGCUACAACUGUGGAGGACCUGACCACCAUGCCAAAGAAUGCCAGCUACCUCCUCAGCCCAAGAAGUGCCAUUUUUGCCAGAGCAUCAGUCACAUGGUGGCCAACUGUCCAAUCAAAGCACAGCAGUCCUCCCCUGGCGCUCAGGGAACAGCAUCAUCACUGAGGGACGAGAAAGAGGAGCAGAGCCAUGCUCCCUUUCCCCACAGGGAGAGCUAUGAUUGAUCGAUUCAGGGAUUCAGCCAAUCAAAAGGUUUCAUUGGAAUGCUGCUUUUGGAACUACAUCAGGUUGUCUUUAUUUAUCGCACAAACAGCAAGAAAUGUGUACUUUUAUUGAUGUGAUAGUUGAGAUUGAGUGUUUUAAUUGUAUUUUCCCUGUUGCAGCUAAAUAAGAGGUAGCCUAUGUGGAUUUUCCUGGAGACGAUUGUGAGUGCUCUGCUCUCUCACUGUAUACCAUGUUUCCCAAAAAGCUUUUGUUAGAAAAAGGUAAAGGAAAUACAAUCAUACAUGUGAAUGUACAGAUAUAGGUGUCUUGACUCUAAGACUGUUUCAUGGACAAAAAGGAGUGUGUCUUUCUGCUUAUUGAAAUCUUCAGGUAUUAUAAGUCGUUGUGCAUUUCUACGGCCAAGUGAAUGUUUUAACCCUUUCUGCUGUAUGAAUGUUGGUACACCAUGGUUGCCGAUUGGACUGUGUACAAUACAGCUUGUCAUAAGUGCCAUAGCCUGUUCAUUUGUCUCAUGAGUGGUUGGAUGUGGCCCCCUCCCUUGCAUGUUACAAAGCCUUGACUCAAGGCUAAAUGCGAGGAUAGCGUUGAUUGUAUGUCUGUCUGUCUGUCUGUCUGUCUGUCUGUCCCACAGUUUUUACUAUGGAUGUAAACAUGGCUUUCUAACAUAUUCUACAUAUCAGGGGUGUUCUCAUACACGGCCCAAAUACAUUACUUGUUUCUCA